GGCCUGGGUAGCUCAACCGGGAGAGCGUCAGACUUUCAAUCUGAAGAUCAAGGGUUCGAGCCCCCAUCCAGGCGGGAGGGAGGGUUCCGCCUUCUUGAGGCGGGGGCUCCUCUGCAGCCCCUCCCCGGGGCGGCGAUCAGGCAAGGCCGGGGAUGCGCGGCCUGCGGGGACCAUGGCCGGGCCGGGGCUGGCGAGCCGCUUCCAGCACCGCUUCCUGGCGGCCCGGCAGCUCCGCUCCUUCCCCUGGCCGGAAUUGGAACAGAACCUGCGGACUUCACCGGAUUCCUCCCUACUCGUGGACAUUCUCCACAAGACCAUUCUCCACCCUCUGUGUGUAAAAUAUCCCCCCUCUACCAAGUACAGAAGAUGCUUUCUAACUGAACUCAUCAAAAAGCAUGAAUCCACAGCAGCUGAACCCCUUGACGAAUUGUAUGACACACUGGCAGAUAUUUUAAACGAAGAAGAAACUACUCACUGUUACAAAAACUACUUACUGCCCACAGGCGACUGCGUUACCCUUUCCGAGAGCGUGGCAAUUAUCUCUGGAGGAACCACUGGGCUCAUCACAUGGGAUGCUGCUCUUCAUCUCACCGAAUGGGCAAUAGAGACCUCUGCAGUUUUUAGUAACAGGACAGUCUUGGAAUUAGGAAGUGGGAUCGGCUUCACUGGAAUUGCAAUCUGUAAAACCUGCAAUCCCAAAACAUAUAUAUUUAGUGACUACCACCCCUGUGUUCUCAAACAGCUGACAGAAAACAUCCGUUUGAAUGGCUUUGCCUUGGAGCCUGAAACUACCCAGCAACCCCCAACGGAGUCCUUAGGCCAGGAGGCAAAAGCAACAAAUUACCAAAAACCAAAACUAAUUGUUACGGAACUUGACUGGGGCUCCGUUACAGAAAAACAACUGUCAGAUCUUCAACCUGAUGUCAUCAUUGCAGCAGAUGUGGUAUAUGAUCCAGAAAUAAUUUUAGCCCUUAUUGGUAUGCUACAAAAACUCUCCAGUUCCAGAGCAGAUAGAAAACCUCCUGAGGUCUACAUUGCUUUCACCAUUCGAAAUCCAGACACGUAUCACCUGUUCCACGCUGAACUUGAUAAAGUUGGGAUCAGAUGGCACGUUAUUCCAGCCCACAGCAACAGUAUUUUUCUGUAUGACAUGCAGCCAAAUGUAACUAUUCUACAGCUGUUUAUAUAGACUUGGAAAAGAUGACAUAACUAGAAUUUUCAGACCAAGAUGAGCUAUCUUGUCCUUGCAACAAGAUUAUCUUGAGUUCUAGAAAUGGACACGAGAGGGACGGCGGAUACCACUAUGCUUGGACUGUUGUCAGAGUGUUAAAUUUCUUCCUAUAAUUGUCAGCAUGUAUGCAAGCAAGCUGCUGCCACUGAGAAGUAUCUGUGAACCUCAAGCAAGAGGAAAAAAACCCACCCUAAUCAUACUGCACUUUGAUCUGUAAAAGGCAACAGAAUUGAACUAUUUGGGUUUUUUCAACUGUGUUUUGAUUUGUAAAUAACGGAGGCAUAUCUACAGGAUCACAGUAUGAAUAUCCCACUGACAAGGGAGGAAAACAGUUUCACAGUAAUAAAUAUUUUUUAAUAUUAAAACCA
Molecule: messenger RNA, 1599 nt
Organism: Tyto alba (common barn owl)
Lineage: Eukaryota; Metazoa; Chordata; Aves; Strigiformes; Tytonidae
Gene: EEF2KMT
Product: eukaryotic elongation factor 2 lysine methyltransferase
Exons: 8
Coding region: 173-1189 (338 amino acids)
Source: RefSeq, a predicted model, not a curated record